UGACCGUGUUGCAGCAGUGUUCCUUGCCUCUUGCCUUCCAUGGAGCUCCCCAUCGAAGACUACCGCCGGUACGGGCGGCAGAUGAUCCUCGAUGGAUUCGGUCUCCCAGGUCAGCUCAAGCUCCGGAAUUCGUCCGUCGUCGUCGUAGGCGCCGGUGGACUCGGAUGUCCAGCCCUUCAGUAUCUGGGUGCAGCAGGAUUUGGAAGAAUAGGCAUCAUCGACCACGAUGUCGUAGAAGUAUCCAAUCUACAACGACAGAUUCUGCACAAUGAAAGUACCAUUGGACUUCCCAAGGCUGAAUCUGCAGCAGAGUCACUUCGACGACUGAAUUCUCGCCUGAACCUGGACGUGAUAAUCGAAGCCUUGACGCCACAAAAUGCACUUCAUCUUCUGCAGCCAUACGACAUCAUCCUCGACUGCACAGACAAUGCACCGACACGGUAUCUACUCUCAGACACUGCGGUCGCACUCGGUAAACCACUCGUGAGUGGGGCUGCUCAGAAAUUUGAGGGACAGCUCUGUUGCUACAAUCUUGGCCCCGACGGUCCUUGCUACCGGUGUCUGUUCCCAACGCCUCCAGCCUCAGAAACAGUGGGGACAUGCGCAGAGACAGGAAUCCUCGGUGCAGUAACUGGCGUCAUUGGCAACAUGCAAGCAUUGGAGGCCAUCAAAAUCGCUACUGGUUUACACGACCAGAAACCAUCUCUCCUCGUUUUCUCCGCCCUGGGUUCACCCCCGUUCCGUAGCAUCAAACUUCGGUCGCGCAGGGCUAGCUGUCCUGUAUGUGGGACAGAAGGAGAGGAGGUUGGUGAAAUCAAAGAUAUCGACUACGUUCAGUUCUGUGGAGGUGCUGCUCCGGACUGGGAGAGCCGCGGGAUGAUUGAAGGACGAUCCGACCGGCGGAUACGCGUUCAAGACUUUAAUGAUGUAUUAGCAAAGAAAAAGGUCAAGAUCAUCGAUGUUCGACCUCCAACAGAAUUUGGGAUUUGUCGGUUACCUUAUUCAAUAAAUGUUCCUCUCAGCGUCCUUGUUGCCAACCCUGCCGAGCAGCUUCCAAGCGACAAUGAAACAGAGACAUAUAUCGUAUGUCGUCUCGGCAAUGAUUCACAGAUAGGUGCGGACGCCCUACGAAGCGUCCGAACUGGCAGCUCCAUGUCCAUCAAAGAUGUUAUUGGAGGUCUUCGCGCUUGGUCAAGAGACAUUGAUAGAACAUUUCCAGUGUACUGAUCUAUUCCAUUCCUACAUACAUUUACAAUACAUUUAUAAUAAGCGUUAUGUACUUGAUCUAAUUAAGCUAUUUCUCUAAG
Molecule: messenger RNA, 1307 nt
Organism: Guyanagaster necrorhizus
Lineage: Eukaryota; Fungi; Basidiomycota; Agaricomycetes; Agaricales; Physalacriaceae
Exons: 7
Coding region: 40-1227 (395 amino acids)
Biological process (GO): tRNA wobble position uridine thiolation; protein urmylation
Cellular component (GO): cytosol; cytoplasm
Molecular function (GO): adenylyltransferase activity; thiosulfate-cyanide sulfurtransferase activity; URM1 activating enzyme activity
Source: RefSeq, a predicted model, not a curated record